AUGACUGCAAACCAAGUGAAAUCUGAUGAUUUCGGAAAGCAAGAUACGGCUGUUCCAGAAAUUGUUUCACCUGAUAAGAUGAUUGCUGACGGGCAAGAGAAUGUGACUGAAGAUGAGGCAGAUCUAAAUUCAGGACAUGUUUCCGUGCUGGAGCCUGAAAAUGGAGAAGAAGAUGAUGUCACAGCAAAUGCUACAAUCGAUAGUGAGGACAUUCCAAAUAAGGCUGGAAUGGGAUUGCCUUUACCAGAGGAUACCGGAAAGUCUGAAGAACGCUUAAGUGGACAUUACUUUGGAACAGAGAAAUUGCCUGUUCCUGAUGUUAGAAAUAUUUUGCACCGUAUGAAAAGGGGAUCUCGAUCAGAUGCUCAGGGCGCUCAAGAUAAAUCUGAUGUCAAGCAACAUCAAAGUGUUAGAAAACUCUUGCGUCCUCAUUUUGGUCCUAGGCAAAGUGGAAGCAUUAGCAAUCAAGAAGGUCGGCAUGGUUUUUCGGAGAAAUUUAUGAAAGGUCUCCGCAAGCUUAAAUUGCCUCCGACAAAGCCUAAGAAGCACAGAACGGUCGAAUCGAAAAAUAUCGCCGAUGAACUAGAACUUCGUGAUACCAAAAAGGCACAAUUCACUGUUCAAUCUUUAAUUACUGCUUAUCCGGAGGCAUUGCUUUUUUCCUCAUACUUUCUUAACGAUGAUCACACACAAAGAAAGGUUCCCAUACUUCUAUGCCUACUGUCGUCAUAUAUUGCUGAAGUCCCUAAUCCCUCCAAUUCGAAAACAAAGCUUUUUAAAUUUUAUUUGGAGUAUGGUGUCGGUGAUAGAGCAUUGGAAUGGACCGUAACAAAAGAUUUGAAGCAAAUUGUGAGUUUUCAUAACAAGUUAAAAAUUCAAAUAUUGCAGGCUAAUGUGAUAUCAAAGGGAACUGGUCGUAGGGAGCUUACUCUACCAAAAUUUCCAAAAAUGAAACCAAUACAUACUUUCUCCUCUAAUUUUGAAAACCUUGAUCUGUCACAUGUUAAUAAUAACGACACCAGAAACUAUGAACCAUACCCAAAUGAAAUGAAUCGUAUACGAUCAGCUGAUCGACUGGCCCUACAAGAUACAGAGCGCAAUGAAGAAUUUGGUCUUGAAACUCGAUCACCAUUAGCAGUACACUCAGUUCAUUCCUCGUUAACAUCUCUGAGUUCCUCAAGCAGCUCAAUACUCUCUGAUGCUGCAAGCUUAUGGAGACAUGGACUAUUUAGGAAACGAAAGCAAGAUAGAAAUAGAGGUGAAGAUGAUGAAAUUCUAAGGUUGUCUCUCCAGAAUUAUUUUGAUAAGUUGAAUAGCAAGCUUCUUUUACGCCCCGAAUCGGUUAAAUUGUUACAAUUUUUUGAACUCUCUCCAAUGAGUGUCCUACUUAGCCAGGAGGAUGAAAAAAAGAGAAAGGAGGGCUAUUUGUUCAUUAAAACUUCUGCAAAGGCACAAGGAUGGAGAGUUGGACAUCUAAAGUAUCGAGAUUUUAAGGCCAUGGUUGUAAGACAUACCUCAAAGUGGUUUAUUCUUGGGCAUAGCUAUAUCAUGUAUGUCGCUGAUAUCGAUUCCACAACACCUUUAGAUGUGUUUUUGAUCGACCCUAAAUUCAAAGCAACCCUUUCUGGGUUCUCUGAUAUUGCUUCUAAGGGUAUGAAUUCGACUGUUACUCCAAAGCAGGAGUUGCAGCGCGUGGACUACAGUGACGAUGAUGAUGAGAUUGACGACGAAAAUGAAGUUAAAGAUUCUCAGAAGAGUACCAAAAAAACGCCAUACUUUUCUAUGACAUUGGAGAAUGGGGAACGCAAGUUAAGUGUUAUGUCUCGUUCUGGAAAGCAAUUAAAGAAUUGGUAUCUUUCAAUAUGUGACAUGAGUUCAAAUAGUGAAUGGUCUUCGCAUCAUAGAUUUGAAAGUUUUGCCCCGGUAAGGAACGAUUGUUUUGCACAAUGGUUUGUAGAUGCUAGAGACUAUAUGUGGGCUGCAUCUUCUGCUAUGGAGAUGGCAAAGGAUAUUAUAUAUAUACAUGAUUGGUGGCUUUCACCGGAACUUUACCUGAGAAGACCUGCUGAAGGAAAUCAAGAAUGGAGAUUGGAUAGAUUGUUGAAGAGAAAGGCUGAGCAGGGUGUCAAAAUUUUUAUUAUCAUCUACCGGAAUGUUGGAAAUACGGUUGUCACUGAUUCUCUAUGGACAAAGCAUUCAUUACUAAACCUGCAUCCAAAUAUUCAUGUUAUGAGAUCCCCGAACCAGUUGAUGCAAAACGUUUAUUUCUGGGCUCAUCAUGAAAAGCUACUCAUAGUAGACCAAAUGGUUUGUUUCUUAGGAGGUGUUGAUCUUUGUUAUGGUAGAUGGGACACCCCAGGUCAUGGUUUAGUAGAUGAUAGUCCAUAUUCGUUUAAGUCUCAGGUACCAGAAUCAUUGGCAAAAAAAGGAAAAGGGAUUGCGUAUCAACUACAUCCUGGCAAGGAUUAUUCGAACCCCAGGGUGAGGGAUUUCUACGAUUUGCAAUCACCGUUUGAAGAUAUGUAUAACCGACAAAUAACCCCAAGGAUGCCUUGGCAUGAUGUUCAUAUGGUGACGUGUGGCCAAAUCGCAAGGGACUUGUCAAGGCACUUUGUGCAAAGAUGGAAUUAUUUGUUACGGCAAAAAAGACCAUCACGCCCUACACCUCUCCUUCUUCCACCAAGAAACUUCACUCCUGAUGAACUUAAGCAGUAUGAUUUUACUGGUACAUGUGAGAUUCAAUUACUUCGUUCAUCGUGCUUCUGGUCGCUUGGUCUCCAGAAUCAUGAGCAGAGUAUUCAAAACGCUUACAUAAAAUGCAUUGAGACCAGCGAACACUUUGUCUAUCUGGAAAAUCAGUUUUUUGUGACUUCAUGUGAAGUGGAUGGGGUGAUGAUACUAAAUAGAAUUGGUGAUGCACUUGUCGAUAGGAUUAUUACCGCUCAUCACCGAAAAGAAACGUGGAAAGCCAUAAUAGUUAUUCCUCUUUUGCCGGGAUUUGAAAGUGAUGUCGAUUUGCAGGAGGGUUCUUCAGUUAGAUUGAUCACCAGAUGUCAGUAUAUGUCCAUUUCAAUGGGAGAUAGUUCUAUAUUCGCUAAACUAAGAAAAGUCGGAAUAUCUCCAGAGGAUUAUAUACAGUUUUAUUCUCUUCGGAGAUGGGGAAUGAUUGGAGUUAAAAGGUUACUUGUGACUGAACAGCUAUAUAUCCAUGCAAAAGUUAUGAUUGUUGAUGAUCGUAUUGCCAUUAUCGGCUCGGCAAAUAUCAAUGAAAGGUCUAUGAGAGGAACCAGAGAUUCAGAGGUUUGUGCGAUUGUUCGUGAUAAGGAUAUGAUUGAAUCGCAUAUGGACGGUAAACCUUACAGCGUUGGAAGAUUUCCCCAUACAUUGAGAGUUCGUUUAAUGAGAGAACAUCUUGGCGUUGAUAUUGAUUUGUUAGAUCUUGUUGAAAGAAGAUUUUCAUCCAUUGAGCAAUUUGCCUCUUCAUCACAAGGUUUAAAUGCCUCCACACUUUCUUUAGACCAGUCCAAACACAGUCAUGUAUUAUCUGCAAUGGUAGAACUUGGAACAAGAUAUCUUCUCAAAAAAUAUGAUGGUACUGAUAAUUACAGAUGCAUGAAUAAAUCUAAUAGUUUUGGUAAACAGUUGACUGCUUUGAUGCUAGAAACAUUUAAGGAAAAGGAUCCAGUUUUUGAUAAGAGUGAGCCCAACGGUAAUAGUUACAUAUAUUCUUUUAAUCAUCGUGCUGGUAAGGAAAAUGUUGGAAUUCGUGAUAAGAAGCCAUUUUCAACAGAUUCUAGGGUGACAACCAAAGCACAUAGAGAUGAUGUUAAUGGUUAUGGGGAGGAUAUGUAUCAAUCCACAUCAUAUUUACAGUCCAAGGUUCGCCUCAACACAUUCAUGAAAAGAAUGGCAAAUGAGGCAACGGAAGAUUGCCCACUACCGACAUAUGAGGAUAUAUUGGAAUUUCUCAAUGAUGGCGAAAAUGUGGAGUCCAUUGAUAUUUUAAAUAAGGAAAGAUGGGUCAUGUUAAAAAGACUUUUUUAUAUGCAGAAGUUGGAGUAUAAGAAAAUGCAAAUGAGAGUUGAAACUGAUGUUUCACCUAAAGAAGAAAAGUCCACUGCAGAGAGUCAGAACACGGAAAAUGAUAUUCCAGCUCCUUCUAUCCCAAAAAUAGCUUUGAGUGAUUUGCAAAUUAAUGAAAUUGAUAAGAAUAUACUUCCACAGACGGUGAGCGAUUUCAUUGAUCCAUAUGCCUUCGAAGAUCCUUUGGAUAUUGACUUUUUUGAAGGUACAUGGAUGCCAUUGGCCAUCCGAAAUACAAUGAUCUAUCAGAUGGUCUUUCAUACACAGCCUGAUGAUAGUGUUUCAGGCUGGAAAGACUAUAAACAGUUUCAGAAACUGAGACAUGCCUUUAUGGAUCAUCAGAAGAUUUCACGUGGAUUCAGUCAAGAGUCACCUUCUGAGGAGGGAAGAGAUGAUAUAUUGGGACAACAUUCUUCUGAUAGUAGUGAAAAUCAACAGGUUGAGCCUCAAGAGAGUCCUGACGAAUCUACUUUUGUACAGAAUGGAUUAACUGAUGAUCUACACAGACAGAUAUUGAGAAGAGCAAGAAUGGCCGACUUAGACCGUUUUCAAAGAGAAAGCGGUGUCGCUGGAAUAUUGGGGCAGGCUUCCAAUCUUAACCUAGUUGGAUCUCCUAAUGGAAUUUUUGUCUUUGAUUACGAUACUGCCAAGAAGUUACUUCAAUUGGUGAGGGGAAGAAUUGUUAAAUUCCCAACUCGGUGGUUGAAGAAAGAAAUAGAAGGAUCUAAUUGGUUUUAUAAGGCAGAUAAAUUACCACCGAUCCAAAUUUAUGACUAA
Messenger RNA from Brettanomyces bruxellensis, 4860 nucleotides. RefSeq lists its product as uncharacterized. Gene Ontology annotation, biological process: phosphatidic acid biosynthetic process; cell motility; intracellular signal transduction. The transcript has a single exon. Lineage: Eukaryota; Fungi; Ascomycota; Pichiomycetes; Pichiales; Pichiaceae. Bases 1 to 4860 code for a protein of 1619 amino acids. Gene Ontology annotation, molecular function: D-type glycerophospholipase activity. The record is from RefSeq and is a predicted model, not a curated record.